AUGGACAACAAUAUCCUGCAGUUGGAUCCUCCAGAAACACAGAACCAGAUGGAACCAUCAGAGUCUCAGAGGGAGGAAAAUCCCAAUAAACCCAGUUUGAUUCUGCAGCCCAACUGGUCUCAGAUCUACAGAGGAGAGAAAGUCACUCUGAGAUGUGAGAUCCAGGGAGGAACUCAGUGGACGUAUGAAUGGAGACCAACCAAUAGAAACUCUCCAACAUCCAGUGAAUACAGGAUCAACUCAGCUACUGAUGCUGACAGUGGAGAAUACAGCUCGUCUCCCCCUCAGCCUGUCCUCUCUGUGUCUCCAUCAUGGCUGAAUCCUGGAGCCUCAGUGACUCUGAGCUGUGAGGGUUUGGAGCAUCAACCAGCAGGAUGGAGGUUCUUCUGGUAUAAAACUGUUACCAAUCCGCCUACCUGGUGCCAUGUACCAUUCUACAGCUUUGAGCUGCUGGCUAACAACCCUAACAGGACGGAGCAGAACUCCUAUGCCAUUAAUGGACCAACUCACAGAGCACAAUAUGUGUGCAGAGCAGGAAGAGGAGAACCAACAUUUUUCACUGAUUACAGUGAACCAAAGUUUGUCUGGUCUGCAGAUCCUCAUCCAGCAGCUUCUCUCUCAGUGGAUCCUGACAGAGUUCAACACUUCAGAUCUGACCCUCUGUCUCUGUCCUGUGAGGGAAACUGUGCUAAGUGCAGAGUGAGGAGGUUUACCGAAACAGAUGGACUGUCAGACUGCUCCAUCUGGGGGACAAUGACUGGAUCUACAUGCACCAUCGACCAAUACUGGUAUGGUAGUGGAGUUUUCUGGUGUGAUUCUGGAUCAGGAGAGUUUAGCAAUGCUGUCAACAUCACUGUACAGGAUGAUAAUUAUGAUGGUAUUAUCCUGGUGAGUCCUGUUCAUCCUGUGACUGAAGGAGAUCCUGUUACUCUGAGCUGCAGAGAUAAACAUCAAAAUCUUCUCUCCAAUGUGUUUUUCUAUCAUAAUGAUAAACUCAUCCAGAAUGACAGCAGAGAGGAGCUGAAUAUCUCUGCAGUGUCAAAGUCAGAUGAAGGUUUUUACAAAUGUCAACAUUCAGGAAAAGAUUCACCAAGGAGCUGGAUGUCUGUUAGAGAAACUGUAUCCAGUCCUGUCAGUCCUUCAUUUCCUGUCCUGCUGGUCAUUGGACCAGUUAUUGGAAUUGUUCUCUUUAUUCUCCUGCUCUUGUUCUGGUGCCACAGACGAUACAGAGAUUUAUGCAGCAUAAGAUUGAUGCGAUCAGUGAGUCAGCGCUCCUCCACAGAUCAUCAAGAGAAGCAGCUUAAAAGUCCUGCUCAACAACACGCAAGGAGACCUUGUGACCCAGAGGAAGGAAUUUAUGUUUUUAUGAAACCAGCGAGGUCUCAUCAGCCAAGGGAAGCUUCAUAUGUUUUCAUUAAACCAGGAAAAUAGAGCCAUGCAGGAACAGAUGAUGCUGCUGCUUUGUA
Poecilia reticulata (guppy) is the source of this 1466-nucleotide messenger RNA. Lineage: Eukaryota; Metazoa; Chordata; Actinopteri; Cyprinodontiformes; Poeciliidae. The record is from RefSeq and is a predicted model, not a curated record.